CAAUGUUUUGAGUAUGUGUUCAGUUGCCGAAGCGAUUUAAUUAACGAACGAUCAUUAAUUAAAUCUGAGAAGAUUUUCUUAGAUCCGUGAUAUUGUGCAAUUAAUUUGACGGAUAUAGAAAUAAUUGCAAGAAUAUUCCCCCAUUAGUGAAUUUUUUGGCUGGAAAAAAGGGUGUCUGGUGUGAUGUGUUGUGUUUAUUCGGAGAGAAAUGGUGUGUAAUACUUUGACUGGAAAAAUGUUUAAAGUUUAUCGUUUGAAAUGAAAUUUCUAUAAAAGUAUAAUUGAAAGAAAAAAGAGAAAUCGCGACUAACGGUGAAUGGCUAAACAGUCUGCAUGAAAUAAAAUUAAAUAAAAAAAAUUGAGAAAAUAAAAUAAACGAAAAAUUAUAUCAAUUUUUUUUGGUGUUGUGCAUUGUGUGUGUGUGUUUCGGUGGAAUUGUGUUAAUCAAAAAUUUUGUUUUUAUUCUUGAAGAAAGUAAAUUAUCCCAAUAAUAAUGUGACAAAAUCUCCACAUUCAUGUUCAAUGGACGCAUUCAAUUUUACAUUGAUUGUGAAAUGCGAAAAACGAAACCAUCCGAUAAAGAUGGUGGUGAUGAUGAUGAAAAAUCGACAAGUAGUGCUAAUAAAUGCUUAAUAUUUCUUUUAUGUAGUAAAUCGUUGAUCACAAGAAAUCAUUUAUACCAACAACAUGGCAACUAAUACAACUGUUGUAUGGAUAUAUUUUGUAAUGGUUUCAGCAUGUCUUAUUCACAAAGCGUUUGGCCAAAUUGUAUUCCAACAAAAUACACCUCCCGUUAUGCAUUUGGAACGACAUUGGCAAAUUCCCGAAGAUGAAAAAGUGGACACUAAAAUUACUCGCGUUCGAGCACAUGACAACGAAGACGACGUCUUAACGUAUGAUUUGGAACCAAUAAGGCCAUACAAUCAGGAGAACACGAAUGAACGAUUACCAUUUCGAAUUGAUCCGAACGGAAACGUUUAUUUAAAUGAAUCGCUACUCGGUCGUGGCAACGAAAAUUUCCUCCUUUACGUCACCGUAUCGGAUGGAAAAGUCACAUCAAAAAAUCAAAUUUAUGUGGAAAUUUUAAGUAAAAAUCCCAGUAUGAAUCCCACACGGCAAACUUACACACCAAACGCUGAUUCGGUGAUGUUGCCCCAUUUUAAUAUAUUUCCGGGUGGUAGACCACCACUCGCCAAUCCGCCACCACUCAACUUUUAUCCGCCAUAUCAAACAAACACUUACAUUAAAAACGAUACCAGUUCUGCUGAUGGUGACGAUAAUAAAAAUGAACCAUCACACGAAAUUAACGACAACAAAAAUAAUAAAACAACAGUGCUAGUAGCGGUCGACAACAAUAACACACAACAAGAGCACGCAAACAACAAUCAGCACCCCACUAAUUUGAAAGACGACCAUUCACUGAAAGUAUUACCGAUUCUAUUUACCGUUGGUGGCAUAUUUUUAGCAGCUGGCAUCAUAGCAAUAUUAAUAUUUCGAAAGAACUUGUGUGCCUUUGGAAAAUCCUUGAAGAAAAAAAGUAAAGAAGAAAUGGCCAAAAAGUCAAACCAAAGCAAUAUUAGCAGUACGAUUACCGAAGACAGUCGCAAUUCUAUGGUAUUACAACAUUGGAAUGGACCAACGGCAUUUAGCAACAGAUAUGUUCCAUGGGAACGAGAAAAUCAGCAUAUUCAGGCAACGUCGCAGCUAUCAACAAGUAGUACUAUAGUGAAUUCACCAAUGAAAUCAGAUCGAUGGGAAUUCCCCAGGCAUCGAUUGAAAUUUUUCAAUAUACUGGGAGAGGGAGCUUUUGGACAAGUGUGGCGAUGUGAAGCCGUUGAUAUUGAUGGAAUCAAAGGAGUAACAACCGUUGCUGUCAAGACAUUAAAGGAAAAUGCAACCGAAAUCGAACGAAAUGAUUUACAUUCCGAAUUGCAGGUAAUGAAAUCACUUGAACCGCAUACAAAUGUUGUCAGACUUUUGGGCAGCUGUACUGAAAAAGAGCCAAUUUUUGUUAUCUUGGAAUAUGUAAAUAAAGGAAAAUUACAGACGUACCUGAGAAAUUCAAGAGCAGAAAGACAUUAUGGAAAUACUCAUGGAAAAUCAAAUGUUCUCACAUCGGGUGACCUGACGUCAUUUAUGUACCAAGUAGCGCGAGGAAUGGACUAUCUUACAUCUCGAGGGAUCAUCCAUCGAGAUUUAGCUGCCAGAAAUAUAUUAAUAACCGACGAUCAUCGAUGUAAAGUAGCAGAUUUUGGUUUUGCACGUGAUGUUAUUACCUCAAAAGUAUAUGAGCGGAAAAGUGAAGGAAAAUUGCCGAUUAGGUGGAUGGCGAUUGAGUCGUUAUACGACAAUAUAUUUUCGGUAAAGUCAGACAUUUGGAGUUUCGGAAUUUUGAUGUGGGAAAUUGUUACAUUAGGGUCAACUCCAUAUCCUGGAAUAGCAGCGGCAGAUGUUAUGCGAAAGGUACGUGAUGGUUAUCGAUUAGAGAAACCUGAACACUGCCGCCGAGAAUUAUACAACAUUAUGUAUUACUGUUGGGCCGAGGAUUUCAAUGAGCGACCAUCAUUUAGUGAAUUGGUGCAAUUGCUUGAUAAAUUGCUGUUAACUGAAAUGGAUUACAUCGAACUGGAACGAUUUCCCGACCACAAUUACUAUAAUAUGUUGAAUUUAAGUGGAGAAAAAUUAUAGAAAUUCGAUUUUCUUUUAAUUUAUUUUCGUUUUGAUUUAGGUUCUAUGUACGCUAACGUUGUUCAAUUUUAAAAUGUAAUAUCUCUUGUUGUAAUUUAAUUCUAUUUAUAAGCAUAAAUGUAUAACUCAGACAAUAUUACAUUAUCUUUUACAAAA
Bradysia coprophila is the source of this 2844-nucleotide messenger RNA. It is a transcript of the gene Cad96Ca, whose product is annotated as tyrosine kinase receptor Cad96Ca. Gene Ontology annotation, molecular function: calcium ion binding; transmembrane receptor protein tyrosine kinase activity; ATP binding. The record is from RefSeq and is a predicted model, not a curated record. Lineage: Eukaryota; Metazoa; Arthropoda; Insecta; Diptera; Sciaridae. Gene Ontology annotation, biological process: homophilic cell-cell adhesion; multicellular organism development; protein phosphorylation. Gene Ontology annotation, cellular component: signaling receptor complex; plasma membrane.